Messenger RNA from Pseudovirgaria hyperparasitica, 895 nucleotides. RefSeq lists its product as uncharacterized. The record is from RefSeq and is a predicted model, not a curated record. NCBI's taxonomy places the organism in Eukaryota, Fungi, Ascomycota, Dothideomycetes, Acrospermales, Acrospermaceae. Bases 250 to 789 code for a protein of 179 amino acids. The transcript has 2 exons.
UAUUCAACAAGACUCAGCUCGUAAGUCGUUUUUCUUCGAAAUGGUCACCGCACAUAUUCGACGAUUCUUUCACGCUGUUCAUGAAGGCUUCAACGACCUGGAAGAUAAGGUCUAUGACUUCUUCCAUCGAUCAAAGUAUCCUGUAAUUAUCAAUGCAGUUUCUACACAACACCCUGGUCACGGGUGUUGAUAAGCAAGUCAAUUUCAAUCGAAACACCUAAAGCUAACGACUGCCAGGUCCCCGUAGCCAUGCUCGAGAUCAAGGCGCUCAGUGACUUUCUCUCUCGGAAUGCCCACGAGAUAUAUUCGCCUGUCAUCUUCGUCAUGUCGCCAAACGGCACUCUCAUCGCCUACAACACUCCAGUGGAGGAUAUCAAAGCUCUCCGUAGCCGCGCCGCCAUCGUCUCAAUGGUCUGGAACGACAGGAGCUACCUUGUCCAGCAGGGUGCUUCACACCCAAAUCCGACUGAAGACUCCGACGCCAGCAUCAGUGGCCCGGAGCUCGAAAAUCUCACGAUCGAGGCGGAGGACGCCAACAUCUUCGCCUGUAGUGUCCAGAAGGGGCUAAUUCUUGUCAUGGAGGGCGUUGCGCCACCAGGCCGCAAGGCCAUGUGGAAGGUGACCCCAGAGGUCGCCGGUGCCCCAAGAUACCCUCUUUCCGGCGCAUCUGGCAGGGAGGCCGCGCUGCUCGACAAGCAGCGCAGCAAGGUCGAGGGCAUGGUGGCGCACUUGCGCGAGGACUUUGCCGAGUCCGGCUUUGUCAUGCCGGACGGCAGCGCGUUUGUGUGAUCUUUGGGUGGGAGAAAUCGGGGUCAAAGCAUGGGGCAUGGCGUUCUCGGGUGGCUGGAUAAGCAGGUUUAAUGAUACCAAUUGAAUGGAAUACUGGUUGCGCGUC